Messenger RNA from Babesia ovata, 5007 nucleotides. RefSeq lists its product as uncharacterized. Lineage: Eukaryota; Apicomplexa; Aconoidasida; Piroplasmida; Babesiidae. Bases 1 to 5007 code for a protein of 1668 amino acids. The record is from RefSeq and is a predicted model, not a curated record. The transcript has a single exon.
AUGUGCCAUUUCACCUUCUUUUUACUUCUUUUAAUUGCCUAUCAAUCCCCUAAAAAUGCCUCUGAAAUUGACAAGCUUAACAAGGAUCUCCAGUCUCAUAAUGCCUCCAAGAAGUCUCUUGAUACACUGCAGAAGCUUUGUGGAUAUGCUAACAAAAUUCCAUCUUCACAAAAUAAUCCACGUGAUUUACUUGAUAAGUUGUGCACAGGUAUCCAAACAUUCUUAGGGUACGAUAAUAAAUCCAACGGCUACACCGGCUCCGGCAUCGUGUACUCAGACCUUGACAGGCUGUGCGACGGGGUGGUGGCGUUUUUGCACGGGGUGUUGGAGAGUGUUAAGGGUGAUGACAGUGUUGAAAAGUAUGAUGUUAAUGAACAUUUCAAGACACUUCCUGCUGUUUUGAAGCGUAAAAUGUAUUCUGGUUCCAGGGAUUUUGAGCAUGCCAUUCAAGCAGUUGCAGAAUCUGCCAAGAGGUGGAAUGAGGAAUUAGAAAAAAAAGUUGGAAAUUUUAAAAAUGUUCUCAAUGAUAUUCAAACAAGGAAUUUUGAUUAUAUCAAUGACUCUCUAAAGAAACUCAAUAAUAUAUAUGGCGAUUCUCUGCGUUAUGUUCCUGACUUGUUACAGGCAUGCUGCGAUGAGGCAAAAAAUCUUCAUGACGUUCUCAUGUUGGGAGGAAGAUAUUACAAUGAUCUUGACCGUUCACUUAAAAAUAAGUUGAAAGAUAGUGUUAGUAAAAUUGAAGUAGAGGUGGAGAAGUUUGUGGCGGCGGCGCGGAAUGAGGAGUUGCGCAACCUGUUGGUGUUCAUUCAGGGUCAAAUUAAUCAGUUGGGAGACAAUGUAAAUGAACGUGUUAAAGGUCGCCUAGAGCAGAUGGCGGGCGAUGUUAAUGUUAAAUUUGAAGCACAAAUUCACCAACCUACUAUUGCGGUUAAUAGUGCUUUGACCACUGCUAAAACAAAUUUGGAUACUUGGAUAGAGAAAAGCAAGCAAGCUGUAAAUACGGCGAUAGAGAAGGUAGCUAAAAUAAUGAAAAUUCUUGAAGGUCAGAAUGGAGAUCGGGAUAAAACUGCGGAGAAAGAGAAUGUUACAAAUGCCGCCAAGAAACUACAGGAAGAUGCUAAUAAGCUGUGGAUGGCUGUCACAUCUGCGAAGGAUGGGCUUAACGGUUUGAGUGAAAGUAUUAAAUCGGCGGUUAGAACGUUUGAAGGUGUGUAUAAAAGCAAAAUAAAAGAGGUCGCUAAAAAGGUGCAUGGGGGUGUUCAAAGUGCGCUGGGUAAGCUUGAAAAUCUGCAUAGAGAGGUUAAAGCAGGGUUGACGGCUUUGGAAACAAAUAAGAUUAAUCCAGCAAUCGGAAAGGUGAUUAAGGAUUUGGAAGCAGCGGUUAGGAAUGCUGGGGAAGCCGUGUCUCCUACGUCUAGUAGUGGAGAUGCCACCUACAUUGUUGAUGCGUUUAAUGGCGACAAAAAUGGUGGGGGGGGUAAAAUUUUAGAACAUGCCCCAUCUUUGGCGGCGUGGGCUGGGAAGGGAAGCAGUAACGGACUUAAAAAUGCCAUAAAUAAGCUACACAGAGCUGGGGACAGCGAUGAUUUCGAAGCGUUUCAAAAUUUCUUAAAGGAAAUUAGUGAAAACCAUGGUUCAGCAAAUUUCUUCACUCCUCUCAUCGCCGACCUUAAAAAGCAAGUUACGGCAGCUAUGCAGGAGUUAAUAAAUGGUGGAUCAUUUGCUGCAGUUUUUACCACCUUUCAUUACCAGACCACCACGAAUAGUAAUGGAACUCUUAAGAAGGAUAUUGAAGAUAUAAGGGAAGACUUGACUGCUGGCAUUACGCCAAUAGGUCUAACACAGCCAGGUGAAUACAAGGUCAACCCUGCGGAGUUCACGAGUUAUAACUCCGAGCACACUGCACUUCAGGAGAAGAUAAAUGAGAUAGAGACUAAGGGCUUAGAUCAUUUGACAAAUGCCAAGGACACCAGUUCUACACCGAAAGCCUUCUCUAAUACUACAUUUACAAAUCAAUUCGGUCAAUUCGAGAUUAGACUUAAUGAAUUCACCGCAGCUGUUAAGGAACUUGUUAAAAAAGAUUUGCCGGAAAAAGACAAAGAUUCUGUAAGUGCAUACUUGGGGGACUUGCAGAAUAUGAUCUCAUAUCAUGGUGAAAACGAAUAUAAACUUACAUCCGAUGUAGAUGGCUCUGUCCACAGCCUCACCAAGAUCAAAGAAGACAUAAUUGCGAUCCUUGGGAUUGACAAACGUAACAGCAAUCCAACGGGCAACGUGGCAGAUAUACUUGAAAAAGCAACCAAUUUUUACGAUGAAGUAAUUAAAAAACAAGCGGUAGAAGUCAUAGAUUUCAUAAAACAGUUAAUCACCCAAGAAGUGGAAGAUAAAACUAAAGAGAUUCAAGACAGCGCGAAAAGACAGUAUCACGACAAAAUUAAUAAAAUGCUUGCAGCGAUGAAGAAGGCCGUUAAUAGCAAUGUUUCCAUAAUUAAAAGCAAAAUAGAUGGUAAUUUAAAUGCAGGAAUCAAAGGUUUACUAAGGAAUAUGAAUGACUGGUUGAAAGAAGGCAUCAAUAUUGAUCCACUUAAAACGCCAGGACAAAUUAACGAUAUGAUGUCCCUUGCCUCCAAGAUUUCACCGUUCUUCGACAAAAUCGUGGCAUACGCCAAGGACCAAUUGAGAGAGCAGGCUGAAAUCCACAGUCAUGUUAAAUUGCUGUUCUGGGUAUUGAGGAAUUUAUUCACUGGACUCAUCGAGCAUUCCCAUUUCUCCAACGAAGUUUCCCACAGGCUCGCCACGCUAUCCGAAAAAGUCUCCAACCUCCAACCCCUAGCGCUCCCGGACGCAGGACGGCCCGUACUCGGGGCGCUGAAAGACGGACUGCAGGGAUUUGUAAAAGAGUUGCAGAAGCAGUACGUCAGCAGGUAUUCGCUGCAGGAGUGGAAGCCGGAGGACGAAGGGAAGUAUGCGAAGGUGUGCUUGACGAUUAUGGAGGGGCUGCAAAAAGAUAUGUAUGAUUUGCAAAAUGAAUGUAAAUCCGGUGGUAAGAAUAAAUGGCAUGAAAAGAAAAUGUGUUUGAUUGAGCAGGAUAAGAAAACUCAGCAAGUUCCCAAUGACCUCGGCCACUGGUUCCAGAACCGUGGCUUCAGGGUGCCGAAAGACAAGGACAACCAAAAUGGAGAGUUGAACAAAGAGCGAAACGGUGAAUAUAUUUUUGGCAAGAUCACGGAGAAUAUUGCCGCCGCGCACAGCAUUCCAGUCCUCAAAACGUGGAAGAUUGAGAAAUAUAAAAUUGCUAGUGAUAGGCAGAACAACAUUGAAAUCUCUCUCUUCGACAUUGCCGAUUUUCUUCGCGAUGUUUUCCGAAAGUACUAUGCAGUAUGCCAACAUGAGCAUAUCCUUUCACCUAAAGCACCGUCCAACAUCUAUCAUAUGUUACAAUGGCUCGCCGGUCUGCGGUGGAAUCACAUGUAUGACAAACUCAGUGAGCAUUUCAAGGAGCUGUUCGAGAAGCCGAAGGAUAAGAAAGAAAAGUUGUACAAAGAAUUGUCCGAUACAGAUCUUAGCUUAGUUGGAACGUCACCAAUUGACUCCGCUGGCACGACAACAAUCACACCUAAGGAGCUAAAAGGGACGCUCGAACAGGUUUGUUUAUAUUCACGGAAGGUUCUCAUCACCUUCCUAGGCCACGGCCACGCCGAUGGUAUCUACGCCGUUGACUUUAGCUGUAACUCAGAUAAUUUAAUGUAUCCCACUAGCGCUGCAUCAUGUUUAGAUAUGCUUGAAGAUAUAUUAAAUAGAGUAUUUUAUAAACUUAAUUUCUUAUGGGCGCAGUGUCGCAACGGCCCUAAGAGCGGUGGUUGGCAAGAGUGUUGGUAUGGUCGCCACAUCGGCGGCUCUUCAUUCCAGUGCAAUGAUGUGCAAUGUCAUAACCAAGCGUGCAAGCUAAACGCUAACCAAGGUGCUACCCAAAAUGCCAACCAAAUAUGUAACCAACACCCUAUCUGCGGUGUCAAGUCACCGUUACAAUCCUUCUUAGAGGACGGUUUGUCAGGGUUCCUGCCACAUUCCUUUAAGACGCCCGGUUGCAAGCUGGAAUGUACUCUGAGUAAUCACAGAGGUAUCCCGUGUCAAACACCAAUGGGCUUUACCGAUAUUAGCAAUGUAGCUUCACGCACGCAGAAAGGUGAAGAUCUCAGGGCAGAACUUGCCUAUUUCUGCGGCACAGGUUCAAACCUCAAUAAGUUGUGUUCUUACCUCUCGUUCCUCCUUCGCCGACCACCGCAGACGCUUGGCGAUAUGUUUGCCUUUUACCACCAGUUCCUUAAGAACUGGACUGCGAUAAAUAUUAAGCUGCACAAGCAUGAUGCUUUUAUUGAAGCAGUCGAGAAAGCCAAUUUCGGACAAACGUACACAGACUUACACCCAACUUCCAUCCAAGUUAGCAAGACCCACUCCGACAAACAUGACAAAGGAGACCUUUUCAGUCUCACAGAUUGUUAUCAUAAGACUAAUUCGGGCCUGCCAUGUGGCAAAUAUUUGCAGCCCCUCUAUCUAGAUAUUCGCGAUACAUUUUCUGAAAAGCACACUGCCAACUAUCUUUCAUGGAUCGUAUACCUGACGGAAACGUUCUACGAUUUACUUAAGAAAUUAUACGAUGACUGCUGUAGUAACUGCAACAACCCGGGCAGCCGAUGCUACGAUAAAUGCUGUUCUAAGGACUGCAAAGUGAAAUCAGCUUACGAUGCUGAAAAUUCUUCCGAGACACUCAAGAAUGCCUAUCACGAAAAACAAUGUCACUCCAUUGUGAAAUGCCCGAAUAUGCAUCCUACGCUUCAUAAAUUCGGUUUUACGUUCUGGAGUGCUAAUAAACUAAGCGGACAAGAUAAGGAAGCGAGGCAGAAAAGAACGUGCAAAGAUUUCUGCCAGGCAUUGAAAAGAGUAAUAGGUAAAAAUUGCGUUCUUGUUGACCUUAUCCAUGAUAUAACAAAUUCAUCUGGAAGAUAA